AUGCUGAAUGACUCCGUCAACGAAGUGUCCGACUCCGAUGGGCCUCUGGGUGAAUCCCGCCUGCCCUCCCGCUCCGUGGCGUCUCCUGGAUCCUCGCACGUGCACGGCUCCCACGGCUCCCACGGACAACACACGCUGGGCCACUCCUUCAACCUAGGGUUCCAUCAUCUGCCCCAACAUCACCACCAGAACAACCACCAGAUGCCUCCGGCGCCGCAGGGGGCCAUCCCGUUCCCGCACGCGCUGCCGCUGCUGGACUUCUUGAGGCCGCUUUUGCAGCACAAGCUGCGGCUGACCAACAAUGUCAACCGGGUCCGGUCGAACCUGAGCUCCACCAAUCAGACCCUGCUGUACGCUAAUCUGGACUUGCGCCAGCACAGGGACAGUUUCUUGCAGAACAACCCGUUGGUGGACGAAAACAGCAAGUACUUUGGCGUGUCGUUGGCCGACGCCAUCACACAGGCUCUGGCCAAGAUCUCCAUAUUGGGCGCCACGGCCGCUCCCAAACUGGCCUCCGACGACGUGCUUCACUACGGCCGCAUCCCCGUGGUCGUGGCCAAGUGCGGUGUCUAUCUUAAGAAAAACGGCUUAAACGUGGAGGGCAUCUUCCGUGUGGGAGGCGCCUCCAAGCGUAUCAAGGAGCUCCAAAUCAUCUUUAACCUGCCGCCCGAGUUCGGCAAAAAGCUCUCCUGGGACGGCUACACCGUCCACGACGCCGCCUCCGUGCUUCGGCGCUACCUCAAUGCGCUUCCUGAGCCGCUCAUCCCGCUACAUCUCUACGACGAGUUUAGGGACCCGCUCAAAGCCCGUCCUAGAAUCAUCAAGUACAUGCGCUACAAGGCAGAAAACCCGCUGAAGGUGCGCCUGGGCUCACAGGAAAUGCUCCAAGCCCAAGCCCAAGCCAGCAGAGAACUGUCCCAAACUGCCCUCUCCGACCCUCCUCAACCACAGCAAUCCCAGCUGGUCCCACAAGCAAACCAUCCAGAACAGACGACUCAACCAACGGCACCAUUUGCACUGGAAAAAGCCAGAUCCGAGGCCAAACAGGAUAGUCCAUUGCCUACCAAGGCCCAACGCAAAGCUCGUAACUACAAGAAGCUCACGCGAGACGUGUACGAAGCCAUUGACGAGUACAAGGAGCUCCUUGACGACGUACCACAGCUCCUGAAACAGCUCCUUUUCUAUAUCUUGGACCUCCUUGCCAUGGUCCAAAGCAAUGCCCACGAGAACCUCAUGCUGGCGCGCAACUUGGCCGCCAUUUUCCAGCCGUCCAUUCUUUCCCACCCCAACCACGAUAUGGAUCCCGAUGAGUACGCUCUCUCGCAAUCUGUCGUCGAAUUCCUUAUACAAUAUGCCUACAAGCUCUUGCCCAACCAGGAGCAGUCCUCUCCGGAGCCUGCAACACCAACACCAAUAGAUACCCGGGCAAGCCCGAAGGCUGAGGCCAAGCCUGCAGCGGCUUCAUACCUCAACGCACGCACCAAUGGUAGACAGCACAGCCAGUCACUACUGUCUCCAAACCCAGACGACUUAGACCUUAUUGGUUUCCGCAACACCACCGCUCCAGGAAGAGGCGUAACGCUAUCUGACACGGAGCAAGAUUUCGCCUCUGGCUCCAGCGACGACGAAUACGUGUCUGAUGCUGGCCAGCGGCGCCCUAGACAGGCCGAGGUGCCCAAUCUUCUCUACGUGGUGAAUGCUGAUGCCAGCGACGAAGCAGCGAGUGGGGGCUACGAAUCACGCGGGUCGUCUAAAUUGUCGCCUCCCAUCAUCGUUUCUGAGGCGCCCCAGGGGUAG
Messenger RNA from Candidozyma duobushaemuli, 1797 nucleotides. It is a transcript of the gene SAC7, whose product is annotated as Sac7p. The record is from RefSeq and is a predicted model, not a curated record. NCBI's taxonomy places the organism in Eukaryota, Fungi, Ascomycota, Pichiomycetes, Serinales, Metschnikowiaceae. Gene Ontology annotation, biological process: signal transduction; activation of GTPase activity; regulation of fungal-type cell wall organization. Gene Ontology annotation, cellular component: cell cortex. The coding region runs from base 1 to 1797 and encodes 598 amino acids. Gene Ontology annotation, molecular function: GTPase activator activity. The transcript has a single exon.